Molecule: messenger RNA, 1621 nt
Organism: Frankliniella occidentalis (western flower thrips)
Lineage: Eukaryota; Metazoa; Arthropoda; Insecta; Thysanoptera; Thripidae
Product: acetylcholine receptor subunit alpha-L1-like
Exons: 9
Coding region: 199-1557 (452 amino acids)
Biological process (GO): nervous system process; signal transduction; monoatomic ion transmembrane transport
Cellular component (GO): membrane; synapse; neuron projection
Molecular function (GO): extracellular ligand-gated monoatomic ion channel activity; transmembrane signaling receptor activity; neurotransmitter receptor activity
Source: RefSeq, a predicted model, not a curated record
CUUGUUGCACCAGGCUCCGUCCUGGCCAGUCCCAUCGAGUCGGCGGUAUCAGUCAGUGCCGGCAAAGCAAGAAGCGUGCGGAUGUAGAGUCGCUGGAGGGAGGGCAUGUGAGCGCGUGCGUGGUGUAUGUGAAACCGGGUGAAAAACAAACGGGGCUUCCAUUGACUUAGUGCUGUGUUGGAUUUGGAUUACUCCAAGAUGACCGGCGCGCGCACCCUCGCGGCCCUGAACCCGGCCCUCGUGCUGGUCGCGAUGCUCAACGUAGUGUUUGGCGUCGAAGGGCAACUAUCCACAACUACCCAACCGCCAACACUUGCCGAAAUUAGGAAUCUCUUGGACAGCCUUAACAUCACGGACAACUACUGGGUGCGGCCGGACCUGGGCCCCACGACCAUCAACAUCUCCCUGGGCAUCAAGUCCAUUACCCUGUACGAGAUGCAGUCCACGGUGACGGUGAGCGCGUGGCUUAGGAUGGAGUGGAGGGACAGCAGCAGAGUCUGGUCGAAUUCCGACAACCCGGUCCACAGAGCCAUCACGGUCCUCCCGAUCAGCAAGGAACACAUCUGGCACCCUGACAUCGUCCUAAAAAAUAGCUGGGCAGGUAAGGGCGUGAGCCUGCUGGGCGGCGCCAGCGCGGAGCUGCACUCGGACGGCCGCAUCGUCUGGAGGCCGGCCGCUCUGUUCGAGGCGUACUGCCAGCUGGACCUGCGCAAGUGGCCCUUCGAGCGACACGUGUGCUCCCUGCACUUCGGCUCGUGGACCCUCAGCUCCAAGGAGCUCAAGAUCGGCGAGAUCAGCCACAAGCUAGAGUUCCCAGGUGAGCAGACCGGGGAGUUCAUCGUGGACCGGGUGGAGCAGACUUUCGAGGAGAGGCGCGAGGACGGCGUGCCCGAGCCCUUCGACGGCGUGGUGUACUCCAUCGCCCUGCACCGGGAGCCCGGCACCUACAACGCGGUCAUCUUCGCCCCCGCCGCAGUCGUCGUCAUCCUUUGCCUGUCUACAUUCCUGAUGCCGCCGCGCGCCGGCGAGAAGGUGAUCCUGGGUGGGGUGAACGCCGUGCUCAUCUGCCUCUUCCUCAUCUACUUCGCGCACAGUCUGCCCGUGCUCACCAACCAGACGCCCUUUAUCGUGGUGUUCUACUCGGCCAGCCUGUACCUCGUGUGCAUGUCGCUGGUCGUGGCCGUGGUGGUGCUCAACAUCUCCAGGCAUCAGCACUCGACCGGGCUGCCCUGGACGGCGAAGCGCCUCCUCACGGGGACGUUCGGCCGCGUCCUUCUGCUCAGCAGCUACAUCGAACAGAUCAUGGGCGUGGACCGCGGCCCCUGCACCCGCCGGUCGCCGGCGCGCUCCUGCUCGGGCCUCCAGGACGAGGUCCCCGUGAUGAACGUAGACAUGGACGGCCAGUCCGAGUGCACGGCCAGCUCCUCCUUGGAGAUAGGCAGCAAGAGCGUCAGCCCGAACCUCGAGUGGCUGCUGCUGGCCGCGGCGGUCGACCGCGUGCUGUUCGUCAUCUACAGCCUGAUCUUCCUCGCCCUCGCCGUGGCAUUCCAAAUCUGAUGCCCUCCCCCUUUCCUCCAGCAUCUAUUCCCCAGCUAACCAAAAUAAAACGAGACUGUUUUGA